Molecule: messenger RNA, 5084 nt
Organism: Myiozetetes cayanensis
Lineage: Eukaryota; Metazoa; Chordata; Aves; Passeriformes; Tyrannidae
Gene: IMPACT
Product: impact RWD domain protein
Exons: 11
Coding region: 51-1013 (320 amino acids)
Biological process (GO): regulation of translational initiation
Cellular component (GO): cytoplasm
Molecular function (GO): protein binding
Source: RefSeq, a predicted model, not a curated record
UCCCCUUUCCCUCCUCCUCCUCCUCCUCCUCCCGCUUCCCUCGGAUCCCUAUGGCGGCCGGUGACACGGGAAGGGCCCAGCAGCAGAUUGAUGAAAUUGAAGCCCUUUCAUCCAUCUAUGGUGAAGAUUGGUGUGUUGUUGAUGAAGAUGAAAAAAUCUACUGCAUUAAGAUUAGUGAUUGUCUGGAUCAACCAAAAUGGACCCUCUGUUUGCAGGUGAUUUUGCCGCCAGGAUAUCCGACUGAAGAGCCACCUAUUUAUCAACUCAAUGCCCCUUGGCUUCGAGGACAAGAUUAUAUGGAACUAGCAAAUAGCUUGGAAGAAAUAUAUCUACAGAACCUUGGUGAAAGCAUACUGUAUUUAUGGGUGGAGAAGAUACGAGAAGUUCUGAUAGAAAAGGCACAAUCUUCAGAACCAGAACCGGAUAUUAAGAAAACCACUGAAGAAGUUGAUGAAGAUGAUGGAGAAGAUUUUGUCCUAGACUAUGAGCCCAUUCAGGAAGAUCCAAUUAAAAUGUUAAAUUACGUGACAUCUGAAAGUCAGGAAGAUGAAGAACUGCCACCCAUACAUCAUGGAAACCCAAUCACAGAUCGAAGGAGUACUUUCCAGGCACAUCUGGCUCCAGUGGUGACAACCAGACAAGUAAAAAGAGUUCUUGAAAAAUUAUAUGAGAACAAGAAGAUUGCAAGUGCUACUCACAACAUAUAUGCAUACAGAAUAUACUGUGAAGAUAAGCAGACUUUCUUACAGGAUUGUGAAGAUGAUGGAGAGACAGCAGCAGGUGGACGUCUUCUUCAUCUCAUGCAGAUCUUGAAUGUCCACAAUGUGUUAGUUGUGGUAUCCCGCUGGUAUGGAGGUAUUCUGUUGGGACCAGAUCGUUUCAAACAUAUAAACAAUUGUGCAAGAAAUGUUCUGGUGGAAUAUGACUACGUACCUUCAGUGGAAGAAUCAUCUCGACAAGCAGGAAAGAGCAAAAAGAUAAGGAAGGACAACAAGAAGAGAACAGAACACUAAUUUAUUUUUUAAAAACUUUAAAGUGUUAUUUUGCACAUAUUUAUACAAAGAAAACCUGGACCUUAUUGCCUUAUCCGAUACAACAGAUAUGUUGUAUUCAGAAGAGAAUUCAGUAAAGCUAUAGAUAUAUUUUCAUCUUGUUUUGUGAUUUUUUUUGAUAUUUUCAUCUUGUUUUGUGAUUUUUUUUUGCUGUUUUGAAGUAGAGCUUAGACACAAGUACUCUGUUUCUUAUACAUUUCAGCUCCUCGUUAUGAGGACAUUGCAGCAUCUGAAACCAUUACCCCAUCCUACCCCCUCCCAACAAACAACAGCUGACUAAUUACUAAUGUGGAUUUCUCAUCUUCUCCAUUCCUGGAUUCAAAUUCGAAUCUCUGUCUUGUGUUAGUAAUUGAAUUCUCUAGUUUUUUGUAUCAGGGCUGAGACUGGAGUCGUCUGUACAGCAGGUUACUUUCUAAGUUUCAUAUUUUCUUCUGUAAAAGGAAAGCAUGUGACUGAGUGCUGUAUGGCCUUGGAGAGCCUGGUCCUGCCUGUGCAGUUCUCAGUCAGAUGCUAGAUUGGUGACAUAAGAAAGGCUGAACGUGGGCAAUAAACUAAGAAAUGUGAUGAAAUUACUAAAAAUUUCUUUGAGGAUUGUUCUGAGACAAUCGGGACUCUAGGAGCCUGUUGAAAAGCUGAGAAUUAAGUGUUGCAUAAUUAAAGGAAACAGUGGUUUCAACAAAGUACAUGGGGAUUUCGAAAUAGGGCUGUUACAUCUAGUAGUGAAGAUAUAAACGUUCUGAAGACUUCUGUUGGUGUCGAGUGGGGAAAAAAAAGCAAGUAUUAUUGAUAUGGUCACAAAGACUUGAAUUUUCUAGUCUUUUAUUAAUGGCUUUCAGGCUUUAAUACAUUUUUUAAAAAGCAAAAAACCCCAAACCCACCAGGAUGUUUUGUCAGUUAAUUGUCAUAUUUCUACUUAGAUGAGAUGAAUUCUUUUUUUAAAAUGUACCCUUGAUAUCUUCCACUGGGGGAGGAUAGAUUUUAAUAUUCUGUUCGGUUUUUUGUUUCUGUUUUCUCAAGUUGUUUCCUAAACUUUGUGACCUUUGUGACUUUGACGUCAGAGAUACUUUCUUAGGUCAUGUGCACCUUAUGUAUUUUGCUCAUACAGUAAUGUCAAGUCUGUGACUAUUUUUAAUGACUUUUCUCCAAUGGCACUUGCAUAGUUUAAAGGUUUAACUAUCUUACUUGACCACCAGCUUGGUAUAUAACUUUUUGCUGAUAGCCUCUUACACUGAAUAGUUCAUUAUAAGUUCUCCAGCACAAGUACCCCACAAAACCUUUCUCUCAAAGCAGACUUCAUCUAAUCAAAGUAACUGUUUCAGAGUUUGAUAUAGCAACAGAGAUACUCCUUAGCAAUUCCAGUAACUUAAAAAAAUGCCACCAAAAUACAUGAUUAAAAACCAAACCAAACAUGCCGAUUCCUGCACUGACUAUUAAAACAAUUUUAGAAAGUUACACUAACUUGUCUGCAUAGCAAAGGUCUUUUGAGUUCAACCUUAGCAUUUGUACUUGGGAUUCUAAAAAUGUUUUUCCUCUCAGGGAAGGAGAUCCACACUGCGUAUGUAGUAGUCUUGUACUGUUUGGUCAUACGAGUAUUUCUUGCUCAUAGUUUGUCGUAUGGGUAGACUCUUUUGAAGUAAAAAUUUUGGCAUUCACUUCAAGUACUUUAUCGACUUAAGUAUUGCAAAGUUUCUGUUGCAUUUCUGAGAGUUUUGAGAUUGUAGCAAUUCUCUUUGUAUUUCUGUUUGCAAGCAUUUCAUAAGUUUAAACUUCCUUCAUUCUAAGAAGAAAAUCCAAGAAGGGAAGUAGGUUACAAAAAUGGCUGGCAACAACUCUUUAACUUUAUAAAUUCUGUUCAGAAAUUAAAAAUAGUGUUAAACUGAAGCAGCAGUUUUAACUGUUUUUGUUAUCAAAUACUGUGAAUCUGUUUAGGACAUAGUCUUUACUUGUGAAAGAGUUACAAAUUUCAUUAUCUGACAAAAGAAAAAAGAAGAAAAGGAGUAUGGAAUUAAUUUAUACCUAAAGUACAAGUUACCUGUCAUAAAAAUAUGUCAAUGAAGUAUCAAACACUAGCAGGAAAAGGUGGAUUGUGGCAUUUAUUUUCUUUUUGGCCACUCUGUUUUCUAAUCUCUUUAUUUUACUGUUUUUGCUUUGCUAUUCUGGAAAUGAAUUGGGAGUAUGGCUGAAAACAGAUUAACCAUUACAGCACCACAGUCUCUGACAAGGUCAUAUCAGAAUGAUUUAUUUCUCUUUGUGUCUCAAACUUUAGUGACCAGACCAAGACUUUGUAUCUGCUCUCUGAUUGGGCUAUUUUGUUAGCCAAAUACCUUCUGGAGAACUGGUAGGUGGUUUCUCUUUCAAACAGAGACUGCAGGUAGAAGAGCCUUAAUUAAUUCAAGACAGUUGAGCAGUGGAGAAGAACUGUUAUUCUUACAAGCUUACAAGUGGUUAUGAGACUUAACAGUUCUUAUAAAUGUUCUACAUGUAUCUGGAGAUCUUCCAUGCUGAAAUAUGAAAAGGUGAUGUUUCUAAAAUCUGCUACCCUUACCUUUUAAAAGUGAAGAUAAUUGUCUUUCUUAUUGCAACAUAGCAAUUCAAGACUUUGUAAUUUCUCGAUGUUGCAGGUGGUUCAGGGUGAUGCUUCUACUGUUUUAUAUGUGUUCCUUUUUAAUGUGGGAGAAAGAAGGAAGGAAAGAGAAAGCUAGAACAUCUACUGUGGAUCCCUUUGGUGUGUUCAUCUGGGAUAUGCAUUUAUUGCCUAGCAUAUCUAUUUGAAUAAAAAGUGAAAAUCAGCUGUUUAGUAGCUGCUUUAGAUAUUUUUCUAUCUAGACCUGUGUUCUAGACUGAUGUAAUCAUAGCCACACAGUAAUUCUGCUAAAAGCUCAUUUAGUGGAUCUACUGUUAAACAUAUUUGUAGAUUACUUGCCACACACAGGCUUUCCAAACAGGAUGUGGAAGAAUUGGAUAUCUAAGAUUUCAAGAAACCAAGUUAAAUCUAAGUUAACUCCAAGAAGAAAUGCUGAGGGAGGGAGAUGGAAAAGAAUUGGGUAGCUGUAUAUGCCUAGAAAGCACCCCAAGAUUUAAGCUGUUUGGCAAGGUCAGCUGGUUCUUAUGAAAAAUAGGGAAGCUGCUGAGUUUCCCCUUGAGGCUUCAGUAUGGCUGGCAGAAGAAAGGCUAGUUGUAUUACGUAGUAGCCAUGCCACAAUGUGUUUUCUGCAUUGCCUGGAAACGAAAUAAAGCUUAAAGCAACAAUGGACUUGCAUGCUGGGAAGAUAUUUGUAUGGAUAAUAAAGUUCUGCGUUUUUUGUACUGCAGCCAUUCAAACAUUUAAUAAAAGCACUUGGCAAAUGCUAAUGAGUUUGUUCCCACAACAGAAGCAAAGAUAUGACAGCCAACAUUUUUCAAAUUUAAGUAUCUAAAAUUAGACAGCAAAGUGUUUUCAGAACCCAUAAUAAAAGUGAUUGAAUUUUUGCAACUGUGGAAUACUCACAGCUCUCUGCAAGUAGUUUCAUUACUCAUACAAAAUGUAAGCACUUGUGGAUGACACGAUUUUUCCCACUAGUGUGGGGAAAAAAGAAGCCUCGUCCUGUGAAUUGCCAAGCUCUCAUUCAUGUUCAGGGUAUUGAUACUUAGUUCCUUGGUUCUGGUACAGCAGCAGCUCCUGUCACUGGGGCUGAUGCUAAGAGUUUUGAAACUGAUUCAGUGGAAGUUUUGCAGAUGAUCUCUGAGGGUUGGACCAUUACUGAUUAACUUCUCUGAUAAGUAAUUCUGUAUACGGUUUUUUACAUCGUAUCAGUUUUCAGUCCUAGAGCCCACUAAAGAGAAGAACAACAAUGAGGUAGACCAUGUCUUUGGUCAACAAAAAGAUACAACAGAGAGGAACCACAGGCUUGCUGAAUUGCAAUGACACCAGAUAAGCAAGGAUGCAAUUAGAAAAUAGCGAAAAUUCUCAUAAAGUUAUGUACAUGGGAAAAAAAUUCAGAAGAAAUUGUCCAUAAAGCUAGCAAGCAAAACACUUUUGGGGGGGAGGGAGGG